AUGCCCGACCAGUUAAGCACAACCAGCCAACGCCGCCGCGCCUCCCGCGCAGCAGCAGCAUCCCCCUCCCCGCCGCCCCCAGCCCCCGUCGCCCAAACGCCCGGCCCGCGCGCAUCGCGUCUCCAAGCCGUCUUCGAGCAGGCGCUGGCGCGCACGCUACGCGCGAACUCCUUCGCGAAUUUCUCGGGGUGUUUUCCUACCCCGGCGACGCAUGUCCCCGGGAGUCUGGAGUCCGUGUGGAGGCAGUUGAACGCGAAGCUGGAGGAGAGUGCCAAGGCGGAGUUUGAGGAUAUUUUGCAUGAGAGAAAUGCGAUUGGGCAGUUGAAUGAGCUUGAUCGGUUGGUGGGGGAGGCGCGGUUUAGGAGGGAUAAUUAUGAUAAGGAGGGGGAGGGGGGGGAGGGGGUUGUUGCACCGCAUACACUCUCUCCGGAUGAGCUUUACAAGGCCCGUCUUGCGCCCUAUUUGCAGGAAGCGCAGGAGGCGCUGGACGUGAAGAUCGAGACGACGCAUGCUCAGAACGAGGAACUGUCGCAGAAGGUCCAGGCCCAGCGGAUGGAAAUUGAUAGUCUGUUGAAGAAUCUGGAGGCCGUGGUUGGUGACCUCGAGGGCGCUGCUGCUGCUGCUAGCCAGUUUACCUCCGAGAGUGAUCUCCGCAAGGAUGCGAUACAGAUGGAGGAAGAGCUGCGGACGCAGUCUGAGAAUUGA
Aspergillus campestris IBT 28561 is the source of this 705-nucleotide messenger RNA. RefSeq names its product PMF1/NNF1 family protein. Gene Ontology annotation, cellular component: MIS12/MIND type complex. Gene Ontology annotation, biological process: chromosome segregation. The transcript has 2 exons. Bases 1 to 705 code for a protein of 234 amino acids. The record is from RefSeq and is a predicted model, not a curated record. NCBI's taxonomy places the organism in Eukaryota, Fungi, Ascomycota, Eurotiomycetes, Eurotiales, Aspergillaceae.